Molecule: messenger RNA, 1143 nt
Organism: Gekko japonicus
Lineage: Eukaryota; Metazoa; Chordata; Lepidosauria; Squamata; Gekkonidae
Product: protein FAM188B2
Exons: 9
Coding region: 1-1143 (380 amino acids)
Biological process (GO): protein K48-linked deubiquitination
Molecular function (GO): cysteine-type deubiquitinase activity; K48-linked deubiquitinase activity
Source: RefSeq, a predicted model, not a curated record
AUGCUGCAGGAGGAAGUAAAGAAGAAUCAACUAAAAUGCCAAGACCCCAAACCUGAUGAUGAUAAAGAGGACGCUGCUGGAGCAACUACCAGUCCCCUAAAACAGGACCCGUUUCCAUCCAAUAGCCUUUAUUCAAUUCCCAAAGCUCUCCUGGUCCCAUCAAACCUAGGAGGGCAGCCUAUCUCCCUGGAAAUGGCAGUGGAACUACGAAAUAUGUUAUUUGGAAGCAUAUUCCAAAUCUUCAGCUAUGAAUGGACAAAGGCGUAUUUUAGAUUUCAUGAGCCAGGUGCUGACCUGGCCUAUGCACUGAAAAUAGAUAAGGGUGGAGCAAUAGCUAUUCAGAUGGCUGUUCAGGUGAACAUCAUUAAAUACUUACUGUUUGUACAGAAUAAAGAGGAAAACAUCCAUCUUCAGAGUUUAUGUGAAUUAAGCCAAAAAGAACAAGAGAAGGCUCUUGUGGCAGCUCUGACAGGUAUUCUAUGGACAGCAGGAGAAGGUCAGAAAGCUACCAUCUGCCUUGUCAGCAAUGAUACUUAUUGGACUCCAAGUAUAGACUACAGAAUGGAUAACAUUACUGAAAGAGUUCGACUGUUUGACUUUUUUGAGAAAGAAGCAGCUGAGAAAUUUCUCUGUGAUCACAUCCACUGUGCAAUUCUGAAUAUCAUUUUAAAUGGCAAAGCAAGCCCGCAUGUGUUUAAUGGGGUCCAGAAACUUGACACUGAAGGCAGUGUGCAAAAGCUGCUGCAUGGAGUUUCGUCCCGCAGUGAGGUGGGUUAUUUACACUGGAGCAAGGAUGAAGUGGAGAAUCACCAGCUUUUACAGGUUGGAAGCAUGCUGAAGACUCCAAAACUGCCUAUUUGGUUGUGCAACAUCAAUGGGACGUACAGCAUCCUUUUCAGCACUAACAGGUUGCUCUUGUCUGACUGGAAAAUGGAACACCUUUUCGAUUUGUAUUGUUACAAUGGGCAACCCUCGCAGAAGACAACAGUGCAUCUCACAGUAGACACUCAUUCUCACCACUGGGAAGAAAAGCACUGUGAAGAAGGAAGUAAUGCAGAAAAGAGAGUUCCUUCUGUGGAAAUGGUGAUCCGAACUAAAUGGGAGGGGGCUGCCAUCAACUGGAAUGGGACCAUCCCCUUCUGA